This is a messenger RNA of Leptinotarsa decemlineata (Colorado potato beetle), 3414 nucleotides long. RefSeq names its product furin-like protease 1. NCBI's taxonomy places the organism in Eukaryota, Metazoa, Arthropoda, Insecta, Coleoptera, Chrysomelidae. The record is from RefSeq and is a predicted model, not a curated record.
AUAACGCCUUUUUAUUUACCCAUCAGUAACGAAGAACAAUCCAGCAAAUCAUUUCGGUUUCGAUUCAGUCCUUCGAAAGAGCUUCAACAUUUGAAAAACAGUGAAAACGUCUUCUCGACGUUAGAGGAUGAAGAGAUUUUAUUUUUUUUGCCUUGGUGUGAUAAUUUGCAGUAUACGUAACACAAAAGCACAUUAUUCUCACCAGUGGGCAGUACACAUUGAGGGCGGACCCAAGGUAGCUGAUGAAGUAGCUGAGGAUCACGGAUUCAUUAACCAUGGUCUGAUUUUUGAUAAUCACUAUCAUUUUGUGCACAGAGGCGUUGCCAAACGAUCAAUCAGACCUAAUUUGGAGAAAAAAAUUAGGCUUGCAGUUGACACGCGGGUGCGCUGGUCAGAGCAGCAAAAAGUUAAAAGGAGAGUUAAAAGAGACUUACAGGUACAAGAUAGUGAUCCGAAAUGGCCAUCUAUGUGGUACUUGAACCGAGGAGGAGGGUUAGACAUGAAUGUGAUACCAGCUUGGAAAGAAGGAAUUACUGGAAAAGGAGCUGUGGUAACAAUAUUAGAUGACGGUUUAGAAAAAGAUCACCCGGAUCUUUUGCAUAAUUAUGAUCCUAUGGCAUCAUAUGACGUGAACGGUCAGGAUUCAGACCCGAGUCCACGCUAUGACAUCAUAGAUUCGAACAGACACGGCACGAGAUGUGCAGGUGAAGUAGCAGCUACCAGCAACAACUCAGUUUGUGCCCUCGGCAUUGCACACGGAGCACAAGUAGGUGGUGUUAGAAUGCUUGACGGUGAUGUAACAGAUGCUGUAGAAGCUAGAUCGCUUAGCUUGAAUCCUCAUCACAUAGAUAUAUACAGUGCUUCCUGGGGACCGGAUGACGAUGGCAAAACAGUUGAUGGGCCUGGUGAUCUGGCCAAGAGGGCAUUCGUAGAGGGAGUGAAAAAGGGCCGUAACGGAAAAGGCUCAAUAUUUGUAUGGGCUUCCGGAAAUGGAGGAAGAGAACAUGACAAUUGCAACUGUGAUGGUUACACAAACUCCAUAUACAGCCUGUCCAUAUCAAGUGCAACGGAGCAUGGUCACGUCCCUUGGUACAGCGAAGCUUGCAGUUCCACAUUGGCCUCUACAUACAGUAGUGGGGCUGCAGGUGAACGUCAAGUGGUCACGACCGACUUGAGACAUUCCUGUACCAGUAGCCAUACAGGUACCAGCGCGUCAGCUCCUCUUGCUGCCGGAAUUUGUGCACUCGCUCUAGAAGCCAACCCGAAUUUAACGUGGAGGGAUAUGCAACAUAUCGUAGUACGUACUGCCAGGCCGCACAACUUGGUCGCACCCGAUUGGCAGACCAACGGGGUCGGAAGGAAUGUUUCUCACAGUUUUGGGUAUGGUCUGAUGGAUGCCUAUGCCAUGGUGCAACUAGCGAAGAACUGGAUUACGGUUCCUGAACAGAAAAAGUGUGAAAUUACCGCCUCCUCUGCUGUAAGGCCUAUUCCUGCUAAAAGUGUGUCAGUGAUACAUUUAGAAGUCAAAGAAUGCGAGGGUGUUGAAGUCCUAGAGCAUAUCCAAGCAAAAUUGACCAUAUUUUCGCAAAGGCGCGGGGAUUUAAAUAUUCAGUUGACUUCUCCCAUGGGAACAAAAGUAACUUUACUGGCUCAUAGAGCCCAUGAUAACUCCAGGGCGGGUUUUACCAUGUGGCCCUUUAUGUCGGUGCAUUCUUGGGGAGAAUCUCCUUUUGGAACAUGGCUGCUUGAAAUUCACAAUGAUGGCCGCCUCUUAGGUGAAGUAAAAUUCUGGCAGUUAACGUUAUAUGGCACUUCGACACUACCGUCCGCAGAAAAACAGAAAUUUAAAGAAAAAAACACAAUACCUGAGGUUUUCAGUGAAGACAUUAUGCACAACUCUAUUUAUGAUUCUUUGUCCAAUUGGGAAGGUGGGGCAGAAAAUCGCAAGGAUAUUUUGGAGGUAGAAGAACACGAGAAAAGUACAUCAGGUUGUGCGAAAACCAAUGGGAAUUUAUGUUUAGAUGAGGUAAAAGAUAAGGGAAAUAUUGGUAAUAUGGAAACUUCAUCAACGCCAGCUAAUGACAAUGAAGAAGAUGAACAGGUUGAUGAUUCAGCUAAAAAUAUAGAUGUUUUUCUUUGGCAAAUUGCUGAUGAAUUUAAAAAAUAUUUCUUUUCUUGAUAACAUAUAGUUGUAUAAGAAACUUUAAUUGUAAAAAUAGGCUACGGAUGACAUCAAAAGCAAUAAGGCAACGGUCAAAGUAUUUACUCCAGCUGUACUCAAACCAGAUACAUACGAGUAUAACGAUAUCAGGAUCUGUCUCCAAUUUUAUUCUAUCAAUCACAAACGACUUCAUUUGUGUGCAAUUUAGAACAGGUAGCCAGAUCUUAUUUAUGUAAAUUCUCUCUUCCUUUCUCUUCUCUCUAUUGAAGUUAUCUCUGUUACUUCUAUUGCCUUGAACAAGUAAUAUUACAAACAGAUAUUUGAAUGGACUCCUACCAGCAGCUACGACAAAAGAGAGGGGUGAUUAAAAAGUUUGUUGAGUGGAGGCCCGACGCAUAUGUGAACCUGAAAGUCUCCCUGAAGAAGUUAAUCAUCUUAAAAUAAGUUCAAAGGAAAAAGGUACAGCGAAAUAAAAUUCAAGUGGGCCGUACGACCCAAGACAGAGAACGUCAAAGUAACUCCAGCUAGGCCCGUUAUUGGAAAAGGUUUCACUCUUAUGUUAAAAAUUUUACAAACCAGAUUGGGAGAAUUCUAGAGAAGCACAACGUGAACAAGCCAACGAAAAUUAUCAGAGAGAGUCUAAGAUCGGUCAAGGACCCCAGAGAGCAACAUCAUGAGAAUGCCGGAUCCCUUGUGACUGCUGGUAGGUCUACAUUUCUACCACGAAAAAAAUGUGUGAGUAGGUAUCUGUUUCUCUGAAUACAAGAGAAAUUGUAGCUUCGAACAAACCGACAAAUCAGCUGUAGCCAAACAUGCUCUCAAAAAACAAGGCACUCACGUUAUCUUGUUCGAAGAGAAAAAAUACUACAAAACUCAGAAUUACAAUCCAAGAGUAUAUGAGAAGGCAAUAGUAAUUCAUAAACACAGAGACAAUUUCAAUAGAAAAGGAGGAAUUAACAUCAAUAAAAUCUGGCUACCUAUGCCGGAUUGCUCCAUCGCCUUUGAUAGACGAAAUGUUGCGUUGACCACGUCCAACAAACCAGGAAAAUAGCUUUGACACAGUUACCUCCGGCCAUAAAUGUUCACACUCUGAGUACUUAGCAAUCAUAGUGCCUCUACAGUCAAACUCUUUGUUCUUGUCAGGCAAAUGAUGACAUCAAUUGCAUUUAUUGUUAUACUAGUGAAUGUUCAAUAAAGUUGACUCACCUCAAAAGGGUAAUAUGUAUUAAUCAAUAAAUGUUUUUUCCUUAUUA